AUGGUCCUUGAACUCGAGGAAGGAUGGUCCUCCAUGAAGGAAGAUAUUACCAUGCUGAUAAGGAAUAUAGAAGAAGAGCGUAAACCACUUAACCCUACGCAAUAUUUUAACAUUUACAGUACUAUCUACAAUAUGUGUACCCAGAAAAAUGGUAAUUACUCACAGCAGCUUUACCAAAAGUAUCGCGAAGUAAUUGAAGAUUAUAUUAUCCAAACUGUGUUACCAUCCUUAAGGGAGAAGCAUGGUGAAGAUAUGCUAAGAGAGCUUGUUAAGAGGUGGAAGAACCAUGAAAUUCUUGUCAAAUUGUUAAGCAAUGUCUUCCAAUAUAUCGACAAAUUCUAUAUUUAUCGGGCAGGCGAGCCAAGACUGAGAAAAGUUGGCUUGACAUGUUUUCGCGACCUGGUUUAUCGUGAGAUGCACUCCACUGCCAAAGAAGCUUUAUUAGCACUUAUUCAUAGAGAACGGGAGGGCGAACAGAUUGAUAGGGAACUAGUGAAAAGCGUAUUAGAUAUCUACGUUGAGAAUGGGAUGGGAACUUUAGAGAAAUAUCAAGAGGAUUUCGAAAACUUCUUGCUUCAAGAUACUGUUUCUUACUAUUCUUGCAAAGUGUCAAGGUGGAUCGAGGAGGAGUCUUGUCCUGAUUACAUGCUAAAGUGUGAGGAGUGUCAAAGAGAGGAGAAGGAGAGAGUCACUCACUACCUCCAUUCAAGCACCGAACUCAAACUAGUGGAGGCAAUUAAAGAGGCAUUUGAUGAAAUCUUAAAGAAGGAUGGAGGAAGCGAGCAGCUUAAGUGA
Molecule: messenger RNA, 795 nt
Organism: Capsella rubella
Lineage: Eukaryota; Viridiplantae; Streptophyta; Magnoliopsida; Brassicales; Brassicaceae
Product: putative cullin-like protein 2
Exons: 7
Coding region: 1-795 (264 amino acids)
Biological process (GO): protein ubiquitination; ubiquitin-dependent protein catabolic process
Cellular component (GO): cullin-RING ubiquitin ligase complex
Molecular function (GO): ubiquitin protein ligase binding
Source: RefSeq, a predicted model, not a curated record